Adineta steineri is the source of this 3183-nucleotide messenger RNA. Lineage: Eukaryota; Metazoa; Rotifera; Eurotatoria; Adinetida; Adinetidae. The record is from the annotation of a GenBank genome assembly.
AUGCCGUCCAUUAUUGUGCCUCUGGUAUUUGUAUUUUUAACUAAUUUUCUCAUUCAACCAUCGGUAUGCGUUUUGCCUCCUGAUUUACCAAAUGUUGAGCUUGAUGAUAUUACAUCACUACAAUAUGAAUUUCCAUCAAUGAUUGGCAAAAUGAAAAUGCUUGUAAAUCAACUUCAUUGCCCAAAAGGAUGGGAACAUUUUGGUGGUUCAUGUUAUUAUUUAUCUAAAAUAAAAUCAAUAUCAACUCAAGCUAAUCAAACAUGUAGUACUCUAAAUUCAAAUCUGAUGCAAAUACGAAAUACAAUUGAAUUAUUUUAUGCAUCUUAUAUUUUAACUAAAAAUAAUUUAUCUACAUUAAUGAUUCAUAUCGAACCAAAUUUAUUAAAAGGAAUUUUAACAGAUGAUCAAGAUCAAUGGCAACUUAUGAAAAACAAAUUUCGUAAAUUAUUUAUUCGAGAUUAUAAAUUAAAAGAAAAAUUUAUUGAUGAAUUGAAUGCAGCUGGUUUACGUAUAUCAAAACGUUCAAAAAAAAUAAAACAAACUGUCCGAAAUUCAGAUACUUAUAAUCAUUAUAAUAAUGAACGUAAUGAUGAAUAUGAAUAUGAUAACCUGAAUUUAGCAGAUGAAAAACAAAUGAAUGAUAUUCAAGGAAUAUGCGAUCGAUUAGAAUGGAAUUUUAUAAAUAAUGGUUCUACAGUUUAUAUAUUAAAAACUUCUUUGAUAUCAAAUAAAAUGAUUUGUUCAUUAAGUGAUGUUGAAUCUAAUAUUGAAUAUAAACAUAUUUGUGAAAACGUACUCAAUUUCUGUUUUGAAAAUAACAAAUGUGGCAAACAUGGUCGCUGUAUAAAUACAUUAUCAGAUUUUAAAUGUUCUUGUUCAUUUUUAUACGAUGGUCUUCUUUGUGAAAGAAUCUCAAGCCAAGGUAGACAGAUCAUUAUUGGUCUUAUUGUUAUUUUUGUACUUUAUGGAUUAUCAAUACAACCAACUCGACGAGGACUUGUAUUCAUUGUUAGAGCAUGUAUUAAAUGCCGUUUUAAAAAACAUCAACAUAAAAAACGAAAUAAAGAAAAUAACACUGAAAAUCAUGAAGAGGAGCAAGAACUACAUAAUAUAAAUCAAUCUCGUCAAAUUGUUUCUGUAGAAAAAAGACGAUUAACUUUAUUGGAAACAUCUCCUCGAAAUAAACGUUCUCCUAUUCGAUUAAUUUGGGUUUGUGGAUUAAGUAUAUUCUUUUUAACAUUAUUGCUUUGUCUAACAGCAACAAUACAAUUAACAUUAUUUAAACAUGAUACAGUUAAAUUAGAAACAAAAUGUAAAAUUCUAUCAAAUAAUAAAAUGUCAACUUACGCAUUGGCUUCAUUAGCACUUGCUUUAAUACUCAUUUUUUCUUGGACAAUUAAACGAGAAAACAAAUGUUUACAUUUACGUUUAAUAUCACCAAUUGAACCAUUCCGAAUAGAAAAUCGUUUUACAACAGCAACAGUUUUUGGACUUCUUGCAUUUGAAUUAUUACAAAAAUUUGAAGGAUUGUUAUUUAAUGGAAUGAAUCUAUUAAAUGAUGGUAUACUGACUGCAUUAUUAGAAAUAGUAACUAUUGCUCUUAUUGGAUUGCGAUAUUAUCCCAUACUUGCUUCAUUACAAUUACGUAAUAUUAUUGGACGAUUUUUAAUCUGUUUAUAUAUAUUAGGUAAUAUUAUCUAUACAAUCAUACGAGAAGGAGCAUGUAUGAGUUCUUUACCUAUAUCAAAAUAUGAUUCAAUUUCAAAAGAAACUAAACUUCCAAUAGAACUUAAUACAGAAUUCUUUAUUAUUUUUGGUUUAUUAAAAAAUAUUCCAUAUUUUAUUUUACUUUCAUAUAUUACCGCGGAAUUAUUUGUACGUUUUGCAUAUGAUUCCAUAUAUAUUCCAAUUAAGAAAAAGCAAAGUGUAUGGUCAUCACCUAUUACACAAUCUGAUGAAUAUUCAUUUGCAAAAUAUUAUGUAACAAAAUUAUUUCGAAGAAAUCCUUCUUUUAAUCAACAAGUCUAUUCAAAAGACGAAUCAUAUAUUAAAAAAUGUCUUCAUUCAAUUUAUCAUUGGAAUAACGAUUUUCAUUUUACAACAAUAGCUAUAUGUACAUAUACAGUAGCUAUUAUUUUUCUUUAUUAUUUAUCAUAUACAAUUAUUCUUCGAUAUAUAUCAUUUGUAAACUAUUAUACUGGAACAAUAUUCAAUAUUAAUAAGACAUUUUAUCUUUAUUCAUUGGAAUUUAUAGUCAUAAGUGCAGUUAUUACGAUUGGGAUAAUCUCACUUCAAUUGUUUAAUGGAAUAAAGAAUUAUAAAGAACAUAAGUUACAAUUAUUUAAAGGUAUAUAUGUAGAUAUUCCACCAGCAGUAAAUUUAAAAUCAAAUACAAUCCUAUUAAAAUCACUUUCAUAUUUUGGUUUUCUUGUUGGUCAUAUGGCAUGUAGUUUUAUAAUAUUUUUUCAUUUGAUUAUUUUCAUAUUUUAUGCAAUUCAUAUAAUAUCUUUACAUAUGCCUUAUAUUGAAUUAUUACUUAAUGUAAUUGUACCUGUAUUUAUUCUUUAUCUAUUAAUAAUGGUUGGUAGAUCUACAGUUGAAAAAUAUUUUUUUAUUCAAAAUAUGAAAGAAGAAAAAGUUUAUGAAAAUUUUCUUUAUUUUUCUUUUAUUAUUGAUUGUUUUCUUGGUUUUGUUUCAUGUAUUAUUCGUUUAAUCAAAGCCAUUUUUCUUAAUAUAAUUUAUAUGUCAAGACUUGAUUGUAGUUUACAUGGAAGAUCAACAGAAAAACUCGAUCUUGGCUUCACUGUAUAUAUCUCAUAUUUACAUAUGGAAGUUGCUCAUACAAAUCCAGUGAUGCUCGCUUUUUGUUCUUUAUUGUACGAUAAUAUCGUUCAACGACGUCCAAAAUUUGAUGAUGACGAUGAAUCAUUAUCGAGAAAAACAAUAGUACAUACACAAAAAGCACGUGGACUUCACGAAAUUAGAAGAUAUAGACAAUCUCGUUUUCGCUGGUUUCUUGCAUAUACUCUAAUACAUAAUCCCUAUUUAUUUGGUCUGAGACACCAAAGAGAAAUAAGUGUUAAUGCCCAACAAGACAAUACAUAUCUUUCUACUGAUGAUAAUUCGCAACGAUUAUUAAAUAACUUACCUUCUCUAUCCACAUUUAAUGUAUCAGAAAUUUAA